AUGUCAAAGGGAGCCAAUCCAAUCAGCUCUCGCCGCGUGGCCGUGAUCGGAGCCGGAGCCGCUGGUCUCGUGGCUGCUCGUGAGCUCAGGCGCGAGUCUCACUCCGUCGUCGUAUUCGAGCGCCAGAAACAAGUAGGAGGUCUCUGGGUGUACACUCCUCUUGCCGAAUCAGAUCCGGUUAGCCUCGACCCGGCCCGAUCCAUCGUCCACUCGAGUGUCUACAGCUCUCUCCGAACCAAUCUUCCCCGAGAAUGCAUGGGGUUUUCCGAUUUCCCUUUCGUUCCCCGACCCGGCGAUGAGUCCAGAGAUCCGAGACGGUACCCGAGUCACAGAGAAGUCUUGAUGUACCUCCAAGACUUCGCGAGAGAGUACAAGAUCGAGGAGAUGAUCCGAUUUGAGACGGAGGUUGUGAGGGUGGAACCUGCGGCGGAGGACGGCCGGAAAUGGAGGGUUCAGUCUGUGAGCUCCGGCUGUUUAACCGAUGAGUUCUUUGACGCAGUUGUUGUUUGCAAUGGGCAUUUCACUGAGCCUCGUCUUGCUCAUAUUCCUGAUUCAUGGCCAGGAAAGCAGAUUCAUAGCCACAAUUAUCGUGUUCCAGGUCCAUUCAAAGAUCAGGUGGUGGUGGUGAUAGGAAAUUAUGCAAGUGGAGCAGACAUAAGCAGGGACAUAGCAAGCGUUGCAAAAGAAGUCCACAUCGCAUCUAGAACGAUUGCAUCCGAAAUAUUCGAGAAGCUUCCUGGCCUCACUAAUCUAUGGCUUAACUCUAUGAUAGAGAGCACCCACGAGGAUGGCUCGGUGGUUUUCCAAAACGGGAAGGUCGUUUAUGCUGAUACCAUUGUGCAUUGCACCGGAUACAAGUAUUUCUUCCCGUUUCUCGAUACCAACGGCUAUGUGAACAUCGAUGACAACCGCGUUGGACCUAUUUACAAGCAUGUUUUUCCUCCAGCUCUUGCUCCUGGACUUUCCUUCAUCGGCAUACCAUUUAAUGCGCUACAAUGCUUUAUGUUUGAGAUCCAAAGCAAGUGGGUGGCUGCUGUUUUAUCUGGUCGUGUUAUGCUUCUGACGCGAGACAAGAUGAUGGAAGAUGUUGUAGCGUUCUAUGAAAAGGUUGAAGCCAAGCGAUAUACUCAUCGGUUACGUGAUCAGGUUGAGUAUUUCAACUGGAUCACUGAACAAUGCGGCUGCCUUCCUGUUGAACGUUGGAGAGAACAAGAACAUUCUCUUGGCGACGACAGAAUUUUCACUCAGUGUGAUACUUAUCGUGAUCAAUGGGAUGAUGAUCAUCUCAUUGCAGAAGCCUACGAGGAUUUUGCCAAACUGAUACAGAACGGAGUUUGUUAA
Microthlaspi erraticum is the source of this 1341-nucleotide messenger RNA. NCBI's taxonomy places the organism in Eukaryota, Viridiplantae, Streptophyta, Magnoliopsida, Brassicales, Brassicaceae. The record is from the annotation of a GenBank genome assembly.